AUGGGCGGCGCCAUGGCGUCUCGCCUCAUCUCCGCCGGCUACUCCGUCACAAUCUACGCCCGCACCCCCUCCAAAGCCGCAUCACUCCUCUCCCUCGGCGCAAAGCUCGCCGAUUCCCCAAUCGACCUCGCCGCCGCCUCCGACGUCAUCUUCACCAUGAUCGGCCACCCCUCCGACGUCAAAUCCCUAGUUCUCGACACUCUCCUCCCCUCCCUCCCCCCCGGCGCCGUCCUCGUCGACCACACCAGCAGCGAUCCCGCCCUAGCCCGCCAGAUCCACGAUUCCGCUCUCCAAAACCGCUGCCACUCCGUCGAUGCGCCGGUAUCCGGCGGCGACCUCGGCAUGGUGCUAGACUAA
Messenger RNA from Salvia hispanica, 357 nucleotides. The record is from RefSeq and is a predicted model, not a curated record. NCBI's taxonomy places the organism in Eukaryota, Viridiplantae, Streptophyta, Magnoliopsida, Lamiales, Lamiaceae.